CUGAGAGUGCUGAAGAAGCGAGGGGAAAAGAGACUUUCAAAAGAAAGCUAGGCAGCCUCCAAAACCCUCUCAACAGGAUUAUAAAUCUAUAGAGUACCAAAGGCUCAGGCUAAUAGAGAGGAGCAACUCCCAGAGCUGUUUGAGGUCCAGUUACUGCAGAAAGGCAUUUGGCUAAGGAGCCAUGGAGCCAGGAAGCCCUCAGCAUAUAAGGCAAGUGCUGCUUUUCUUUGUUUUCCUGGGAGGGUCUUUGGCGUGUUCAGAGACCUUGUGCUAUUCUGUGGCAGAGGAAAUGGAGACUGGCUCCCUUAUAGCCAACGUGGUGAAAGACCUAGGUCGCGAGGGUGUUGUGGAAGACCUGGCUGCACGGGGGGCCAGAGUCAUCUUUGAUGAUUAUAAACCAUAUUUAUGGUUGGAUCAGCAGACUGGCAACUUGCUCUUAAAUGAACAGUUGGACAGGGAGGCACUUUGUGAUCUCACGGAACCAUGUAUAUUGCAUUUCCAGAUGUUAUUUGAAAAUCCUUUGCAAUUUUUUCAGGCUGAGCUUUGGGUCAAAGACAUAAAUGAUCACACUCCCAUGUUCCUAGAUAAAGAUAUACUUCUGAAAAUCUCAGAAGGUACUGCUCCAGGAACCUCAUUCCAAAUGGAGAAUGCACAGGAUUUGGAUGUAGGAAAGAAUGGUGUCCAAAACUACACAUUAAGUCCCAAUCCUCAUUUUUACCUUAAAUUACAAGACAGUGAGGACGGCAGAAAAUAUCCAGAGCUUGUAUUGAAUCAAUCUCUGGAUCGAGAAAAGGAGCCUGAGCUUAGAUUAACGCUGACAGCCUUGGAUGGUGGGUUUCCGUCCAGGUCCGGAACUGCACUGGUUCGUAUUUUGGUUUUAGACAUCAAUGACAAUGCCCCGGAGUUUGAGAGACCUGUCUAUGAAGUUCAGGUACCAGAAAACAGCCCUCUGGGCUCCUUAGUUGUCAAGGUAUCUGCUACAGAUUUGGAUGCAGGAAUAAAUGGAGAACUAUCUUAUUCAUUUUCCCAUGUCUCCAGAGACAUUCGGAAAACAUUUGAAAUCCAUCCAAUUUCUGGCGAAGUCCAUUUAAAAGCGCUUCUGGAUUUUGAAUUAAUUCAGUCUUAUACAAUAAAUAUUCAGGCCAUUGACGGUGGGAGCCUCUCGGGAAAAUCAGCAAUUUUAGUUCGUGUUGUAGACGUGAAUGACAACCCACCGGAAAUAGUCAUAACAUCUCUUAGCAGCCACAUUCCAGAAAAUUCCUCACCUGAAAUGGUGGUCGCUGUUUUUAGCUUACGAGACCAAGACUCUGGAGAUAACGGGAAGAUGGUUUGCUCAAUUAAGGACAAUCUUCCCUUUCUCUUGAAGCCCACUUUCAAGAAUUUCUACACCCUGGUAACAGAGCGGCCACUGGACCGAGAGACCAGUACCAACUACAACAUCACCAUCACCGUCAGUGACAUGGGGACCCCAAGUCUGAAAACGGAGCACAACAUCACCGUGCUGGUCUCCGACGUCAACGACAACGCCCCCGCCUUCACCCAGACCGCCUACACCCUCUUCGUCCGCGAGAACAACAGCCCCGCCCUGCACAUAGGCAGCGUCAGCGCCUCGGACAGAGACGCGGGCGCCAACGCCCAGGUCGCCUACUCGCUGCUGCCGCCCCGCGACCCCAGCCUGCCCCUGGCCUCGCUCGUGUCCAUCAACGCGGACAACGGGCAGCUGUUCGCCCUGAGGGCGCUGGACUACGAGGCCCUGCAGGCGUUCGAGUUCGGCGUGGGCGCCACGGACCGCGGGUCGCCGGCGCUGAGCAGCCAGGCGCUGGUGCGCGUGCAGGUGCUGGACGCCAACGACAACGCGCCCUUCGUGCUGUACCCGCUGCAGAACGGCUCCGCGCCCUGCACCGAGCUGGUGCCCCGCGCGGCCGAGCCGGGCUACGUGGUGAGCAAGGUGGUGGCGGUGGACGGCGACUCGGGCCAGAACGCCUGGCUGUCGUACCAGCUGCUCAAGGCCACGGAGCCCGGGCUGUUCGGCGUGUGGGCGCACAACGGCGAGGUGCGCACGGCGCGGCCGCUGGGCGAGCGCGACGCGGCCCGGCACCGGCUGCUCGUGCUGGUCAGGGACAACGGAGAGCCGCCGCUGUCGGCCAGCGUCACGCUGCACGUGCUGCUGGUGGACGGCUUCUCGCAGCCCUUCCUGCCGCUGCCCGAGGCGGCGGCCGCCGCGGCGCGGGCCGACCCGCUCACCGUCUACCUGGUCGUGGCGCUGGCGUCGGUGUCGUCGCUCUUCCUGUUCUCGGUGCUGGCGUUCGUGGCGGUGCGGCUGUGCAGGAGGCGCAGGGCCGGCUUGGCGGGUGGCUGCUCGGUCCCCGAGGCCCGCUUCCCGGGCCACCUGGUGGACGUCAGCGGCACGGGGACCCUGUCCCAGAGCUACCAGUAUGAGGUGUGUCUGAUGGGAGGCUCGGGGACCAGCGAGUUCAAGUUCCUUAAACCCGUUAUCCCCAACCUCCCACCCGAAAAUCCUCAAAUGGAAGAAAGCCACACCUUUCUGAAUGGCUUUGGGUUCAAUUAGGGAUUUCUUUGUUAUGCAAAACUUAGAAUGAAUGCUGUUUCUUUGUAAAUUUAUUCAUUGUAAUGUAAAAUUCUUUCGGAUAAUUUCACUAAUAGCUCAGAAAUUUCGAAGUCUGCAUUCUGCUAUUCUUUAUAUUAACUGUGUUCAUCAAAACUGAUGGAGCUAGAUUUCGUUUAGUCUUUCUUUGAAAAUGCAACCUCAAAUUAUUUAAAUACAGCGUGAAGCACAAGUAGGUUUACAAUUGUUGGUAUGGAAAAUAAUAUGAUUAAUAAAUAAUAAUAUAAGCUUGCAAUAUUGUGUUUGCAUACUCACAAUUGUAAACCUACUCUUGCCCCACCCUGUAUAUAGAAUUUUUCCUUCAAGCUUAAUU
Molecule: messenger RNA, 2939 nt
Organism: Pteronotus mesoamericanus
Lineage: Eukaryota; Metazoa; Chordata; Mammalia; Chiroptera; Mormoopidae
Product: protocadherin beta-18-like
Exons: 1
Coding region: 182-2569 (795 amino acids)
Biological process (GO): homophilic cell-cell adhesion
Cellular component (GO): plasma membrane
Molecular function (GO): calcium ion binding
Source: RefSeq, a predicted model, not a curated record